Ostertagia ostertagi is the source of this 696-nucleotide messenger RNA. Lineage: Eukaryota; Metazoa; Nematoda; Chromadorea; Rhabditida; Trichostrongylidae. The record is from the annotation of a GenBank genome assembly.
AUGCUGUCUGUACUGGUCGCCUGUUUCGCUUUGGCGACAUCUGUUUCCGCAACAGCCUUUACCGACUUGAACUGCACGAACGGCGAUGCCACAACAUCAGCGUUCCUUGCCUCAGCAACUGCAUGCGAUGACAACUACUCUGGGGCAGCAUGCACCGCCCUAUUCGGUGUUGCAGCCGCUGGAGGAGGGACAACCGACAGGGACGCUUUGUGCUUGACGACUCCAGAAGUGAAGGAGAUCGCCAUCGCUAACUGCCCGAAGCACUGUGGCUACUGUUGUAUGACUCCUGAGUUCAAGUGCACCAACAAAGACUUUCCACGAGUGAGAUGCUCGACUAUUACUCCGCCUCAGUGCAGAGACCCAACAUGGAGAACAAUCAUUGCUGAAGACUGUCCGAAUGUCUGCGGUUUCUGCCUUCAAGGUGGAUGCGUCGACACAACGAUCGAAUGCGAGAAUGACCCGGCCAUCUGCAGAAAUGUCGAUAUGCAACCAUUCGUCCGGUUGCCAGCGGAACGAGCACUUGCUCUGAUUCGAGCUCUAGGUAGGAAUUUGGAUAGUUGUCUCUUUCUCGUCCCUCAACACGGAAGUAUCUUUUACAGUUGCGCCACCUGGAUAAGAAAUGGCUUCUGCACCAGCGCCUUCUACACUGCUGCCCAGAAGAUAUCUUACUGUGGCAGAUCAUGUAAUCUCUGCUAA